AUGUUAAACGAACAAGACUUAAUGGUUGCAAGGGCCCUUGCGGCAGAGUCCCGGGAUAGCUCACCUGGUGGAUCACCUGGACCUCUGCGUAAAAAUCCUCUCAAUAAUAUCGCUGACAAGCUGAAUACAUUCCGUUCGGAGUCGGAACUGUCGACCCUGAGGAUGUGCAAAAGUGUGGAGAGAUCGGAGUAUAGAUUUAAGAGGAAGCCUUCGAAAAGUUUGAUACCUCAAGCUCUUUUACACGCGGAGCCGCAACCGCAACUUCGUCAUCAUAGACAACGACGAUCAGGCACCUGGCCGUGA
This is a messenger RNA of Pieris macdunnoughi, 303 nucleotides long. The record is from the annotation of a GenBank genome assembly. Lineage: Eukaryota; Metazoa; Arthropoda; Insecta; Lepidoptera; Pieridae.